Molecule: messenger RNA, 5125 nt
Organism: Myxocyprinus asiaticus (Chinese sucker)
Lineage: Eukaryota; Metazoa; Chordata; Actinopteri; Cypriniformes; Catostomidae
Gene: mcm2
Product: minichromosome maintenance complex component 2
Exons: 16
Coding region: 62-2728 (888 amino acids)
Biological process (GO): double-strand break repair via break-induced replication; mitotic DNA replication initiation; DNA replication
Cellular component (GO): MCM complex; nucleus
Molecular function (GO): 3'-5' DNA helicase activity; single-stranded DNA helicase activity; single-stranded DNA binding
Source: RefSeq, a predicted model, not a curated record
AGUCAGUCUUCCCGGGAAAACAGUCUACACGCGAGCUGCUGUUCAGUUCGGACGUAAAACAAUGGCGGAUUCAUCAGAAUCGUUUCACAUGGCCACUAGUCCCAGUCGCGGCUCCCGGCGGGGCGACCUGACCUCCAGCCCUGGCCGAGAUUUGCCCCCAUUUGAGGACGAGUCCGAGGGGCUGCUGGGUGAGAACGUUCCUGAAGAAGUGGAGGAUGGAGAUGGAGAGGAGCUGAUCGGCGAUGGGAUGGAGAGGGACUACCGUGCCAUCCCUGAACUGGACCGAUAUGAAGACGAGGGCUUGGAUGAGGAUGAAGAUCUCAGUGAGCUCUCUCCUGGCGCUCGCGCGGCCGCCGAAGAGGCCAUGAGACGGCGAGACAGAGAACAAGGCCUGGGACGCAUCGGACGUGGACUCCUCUACGACAGUGAAGAUGAAGACGAUGAACGGCCCACGAAGAGGCGUCGGCGUCUGGCGGAGAUGGCAGCUGAAGGCGUCAUGGCGGAAGGCGAGGAUGAAGAGAUGAUCGAAAGUAUCGAGAACCUGGAAGACAUGAAGGGUCACACAGUCAGAGAGUGGGUUUCCAUGGCGGCACCUCGACUGGAGAUCUACCACCGCUUCAAGAACUUCCUGCGGACACACGUGGACGAGCACGGACACAACGUCUUCAAAGAGCGCAUCAGCGACAUGUGCAAAGAAAAUAAGGAGAGUUUGUUGGUGAACUAUGAGGAGUUGGCGUCCAGGGAGCAUGUGUUGGCGUAUUUCCUGCCGGAGGCGCCUACGGAAAUGUUGAAGAUCUUUGACGAAGCGGCGAAGGAAGUCGUGCUGGCCAUGUACCCCAAAUACGACCGUAUUGCACAUGAAAUUCACGUUCGCAUCGGUAACCUGCCAUUGAUUGAGGAACUUCGAUCGCUCAGACAGCUUCACCUGAAUCAGUUGAUCCGCACCAGCGGCGUUGUGACCAGUUGUACGGGAGUUUUACCGCAGCUCGGUAUGGUCAAAUACAACUGUAACAAGUGUAACUUCAUCCUGGGUCCAUUCUUCCAGUCCCAAAACCAGGAAGUGAAGCCCGGCUCCUGUCCGGAGUGUCAGUCCCUCGGCCCAUUUGAGAUAAAUAUGGAACAGACUGUAUAUCAGAACUACCAGCGUAUCACCAUUCAGGAGAGUCCUGGGAAAGUCGCUGCGGGCCGCCUGCCUCGUUCCAAAGACGCCAUACUGCUGGCCGACUUAGUGGACACCUGCAAACCAGGAGACAAGAUUGAGCUGACGGGAAUCUACCACAACAACUAUGAUGGCUCUCUGAACAUGGCCAAUGGCUUCCCCGUCUUUGCUACUGUAAUCCUGGCCAAUCACAUUGCUCGUAAGGAUGAGGGUGUGGCCGUGGCAGAGCUCACAGACGAAGACGUCAAGGCCAUCGUAGCUCUGUCCAAAGACGAACGCAUCGGAGAAAGAAUUUUCGCCAGUAUUGGUCCUUCGAUCUAUGGGCAUGAAGAUAUUAAACGCGGUCUGGCGCUCGCUCUGUUCGGCGGCGAGCCCAAGAAUCCAGGUGGAAAGCACAAGGUGCGCGGCGAUAUUAACGUCCUCCUGUGCGGAGAUCCAGGCACAGCUAAAUCUCAGUUCCUGAAGUACGUGGAGAAGGUGGCGAGCCGUGCGGUCUUCUCCACGGGUCAGGGCGCUUCCGCUGUGGGUCUGACCGCUUAUGUGCAGCGUCACCCGGUGAGCCGCGAGUGGACGCUGGAGGCCGGAGCGCUGGUGCUGGCGGAUAGAGGCGUCUGUCUCAUCGAUGAGUUUGAUAAAAUGAACGAUCAGGACAGGACCAGCAUCCAUGAGGCCAUGGAGCAGCAGAGCAUCUCCAUAUCUAAAGCUGGUAUCGUCACAUCGCUGCAGGCGCGCUGCACUGUCAUCGCCGCCGCCAAUCCCAUCGGUGGGAGAUACGAUCCAUCGCUCACGUUCUCUGAAAAUGUGGACCUGACUGAGCCCAUCAUUUCUCGAUUUGAUGUUUUGUGCAUCGUAAGAGACACAGUCGAUCCUGUGCAGGACGAGAUGCUGGCUCGUUUCGUGGUGGGCAGCCACAUCAAACAUCACCCUAGCAACAAGGAAGGGGGUGUGGCCGGACUGGAAGAAGUGGUGCUGCCCAACACCUUUGAUGUCCCACCCAUUCCUCAAGAGCUGCUCAGGAAGUACAUCAUCUACGCCAAAGAGCGCGUGCGGCCCAAACUCAAUCAGAUGGACCAAGAUAAAGUGGCCCGAAUAUACAGCGAGCUUCGAAAAGAGUCCAUGGCUACAGGCAGUAUCCCAAUCACUGUGCGUCACAUAGAGUCGAUGAUCCGCAUGGCGGAGGCUCACGCUCGCAUGCACCUGCGGGAUUACGUGCUGGAGGACGACGUGAACAUGGCCAUCCGGGUGAUGCUGGAGAGCUUCAUCGACACGCAGAAGUUUAGUGUGAUGAGGAGCAUGAGGAAGACGUUUGCACGUUAUCUGGCCUUCAGACGGGACAACAACGAGCUGUUACUCUUUAUCCUGAAGCAGCUGGUUUCGGAACAGGUCGCGUAUCAGCGCAGUCGUUACGGAGCUCAACAGGACAACAUCGAGAUCGCAGAAAAAGACCUGGUGGACAAGGCCAGACAAAUCAACAUCCACAGCCUGUCCACGUUUUACGACAGCGAAGUGUUCCACUCGAACAAAUUCUCCCAUGACGCCAAGAAAAAGCUCAUUGUUCUGCAGUUCUAGGGAACUGUUCUGGAUUUGUUUGCAAACCAAAGGAGUUGUCCAGAAUCUCCAGGACUUGUAUAUAAUUGAUGUGGUUGUUGGAGCAGCCGGUUCGUAACAUGGAUUUAAUGGUUUUCAAAUAUUCAUUACCGUAUUCAUUACGGUUCUAGUGAACUAUUCUUAAUACAGGGUACAUUCAAGGUGCUUGAAUUUGGCUUUUUCGAAUUGAAGUCCUGGAAAACCCUUGAAAAUAGCCAUUUUUACCAAGAGGUGCUAAAAAAGUUCUUGAAUUAUAGAAAAUCUUAAAAUACGUUGCUUCAAUCAUGUAAUAAAUGAAAUGUAUUUAUUUUCGGAAAAACACGACGACAGACCACUAGACCACUGCUGAAGUGCAUAGACGGCUGUCACGUGACACCUGUUACUUUUGGCAGCGCUGUUCAGAAUGGGCCAAUCACAGUCAAGUAUUACUGGAGGAGUUUAAAAAUACGUUUUAUAGAUGCUGCUGUGGCGGAUUAAACAAGUAUGAAUCCUUGCAACUAUCAGUUUUAAUUACAAUUUACUCUCCAGAGUGAAAAAAUGAGAUGAGAUGUAAAACGUUCUGAGAUUUAAAGGCAGAUCAAUGGAAGAUUCAGUUCUGUGAGUCGUCUAGAGCCUCUUUGUGUCAAGACAGCUUUGUGUCUCACAGUAGGUUAUUUCUCACAACAUUUGUGUCAGUAUCUAAAUAUGUUGACAAACAUGUCCCUUGACAUUUUUUAGUCAUGAAAAAAGCUUUUAAAUAGCUAAAAAAGUAAAUGAUAUCAUUCUAUAACCUAACAUUUAAUAAUAUGAAAUGACUUGACUCUGUUUUGCACUUUUUUCAGAAAAUAUAUUUGAAAUUGUCAAUUGCCUGAAAAAAAAAAAAAAAAACUUGUCCCCUUCAUCUGGUACACCACUUCUAUGACAUGUAAAGUUAUUUAUGUGUUUAUUUUGUACUUAUUUUUAAUAUAAGCAUGUGUGCAAAAAAGCAAAACAAAAUUAAUAAUAAUUUUAAAAAGAUUGUUUGUCCCUUGAGUUCAUGGCAUUGGUGUUAUCAAAUGUUAAAACCUUUUUUUUUUUUUAUGUUUCAAAGUUCAGAGGCUGCUUAAAUAUGUAGUGAUCUUUCCCAGUAUGUUAAAAAGAUAUUAAUUCACAUUUUAACUAAUAUUUUCACACAAAAAUAUUUGGUGUUGUACCCCAAUGAACCCUCAAAAUGUGGUGUUGUACCCCAUUGAACCCUCAAAAGUUGGUGUUGUACCCCAUUGAACCCUCAAAAUGUGGUGUUGUACCCCAUUGAACCCUCAAAAGUUGGUGUUGUACCCCAUUGAACCCUCAAAAGUUGGUGUUGUACCCCAUUGAACACUCAAAAGUUGGUGUUGUACCCCAUUGAACCCUCAAAAGUUGGUGUUGUACACCAUUGAACCCUCAAAAGUUGGUGUUGUACCCCAAUGAACCCUCAAAAUGUGGUGUUGUACACCAUUGAACCCUCAAAAUGUGGUGGUGUACCCCACUGAACCCUCAAUGUGGUGUUGUACCCCAUUGAACCCUCAAAAUGUGGUGUUGUACCCCAUUGAACCCUCAAAAUGUGUUGUACCCCAUUUAACCCUCAAUAUGUGGUGUUGUACCCCAUUUAACCCUCAUUAGUGUUAAUUUGCUUCGUUCGUGUAACAAAAUUAAAUAAUCAAAGAAAGAACAACAGCCAAGUUGUCCUUUAUGAAUAAAAAUAAUGUCAGCAUGUUACAAAAUGUUUACCCUCAGUGUUUAUGGACAAAAACUGAACUGAAUGGAAAAUUUCAAUAUUUUGUAAGUUGGAAAGUCAAAAUGUUUUGAGAAUGUCCCAUUUGCAGUUUGGGUCAGUUCUUCACAUAAAUCUGUUGUGUGACUUUAGAAAACAUGGAACACAGUCACAUGAGUCAUAUGGACUACUGUUUACAGACCCAGUUAUUCACUAUUGUUGGAGAGCAAAGUGCGUUUUAAGGAAGCACCCUACAAGUGCACAUCAAUUUCAUCAUGAGUGAACCAAGAAUUGUUACUGAGAUAUGUAGUUAAAGAUGCUCAUUGAGAUAUGUUGUACUUGUAAUAAGUGGUGUUUUAUCAAAAUAAAUUAACUGUAUGGUUAAAAUAUUAUUUAAAAUUAACAAAAAUAAUUUGUUUUAAUGACAUCUCGAGUAUAGUCCUUGAAAACAAAUAAAAAUGUGCUUAAAGUCCUUGAAUUUAACUGAAGCAUCUGUACGAACCCUGUUAUUGGCAACUUAGUCAUGUGACAUGACGUUGUUUUUCAACCUUUGGUGUCUUAAAUGCAGAAGUACUCCGCAUUAAAUGAAAUAGUUGCUGUAAAAAAAGAUAAAUUGUGAUUUCUGUUUUUGUACUGUUUUUGUUUAGAGCAAUAAAAUAAAGCUAUGU